CACCAGAGUGUAAGUUGUGCUGUUAACUACCCUUCGGGUCAGAGUGCCGAAAAGUCAAUUCCACUGAAUGCUGAAUGCUCCAUUUCACCAUUGAAUAUUAGUUCUACAUCAGAUGAAUUUCUUGAAGGGUAUGAUAGCAAAGUAACAUGCACUGCCUUAUACACAUGCCACAAGAAUACACCAACUCUCACAUGGAACUAUGGCAGUGUGGCAGCAUCCACUAAUACAGAAAAAGUACCGGGGGAGACUCAGUGGAGGACUGUCUCCGUGCUGUCAUUUAAAUCUUCACCCAGUGACAACGGGAGAUCUGUUACCUGCUUUGCAAAAUUCAAGGGGGGGCAAACACAAGAAGUGAGCAUCAGCCUGCGGGUAAAAAGAAACAUACUCAAUCGGGGUUGGUCUUUCAAUGCUCCAAGCACCAUAAAUGGGUUGAAGGGAUCAUGUCUCAUCAUUCCAUGCAAAUUCUCCUACAAAAACUCACAGCCUAAUGACCUUCAAGUGAUGUGGUACUUGUACCAAAUCAAUGGAUUUCCAGCUGUAUUCAACCAAGGAGGGAGUGUUAUUAGUAAGUUUGAUGGUCGAACAAGCUUGAUUGGAUCAGUGGUGGAGCAGAACUGUAGUCUUAAGAUUGAAAGGCUGGAGAUGUCCCACAACCAUGACCGACUUUAUCCAUGGAUAGAUAAGAACUCAAUUACUUCCUACCACACCGUAGGUCACUCAUUUUAUGAUGGAUCUACGGAACUUAGUGUUUCAGAACAUGCACCAGAACCAGAGCUAAAUAUUAUUGGUACUCCCAGAGUGGGAAAGCAGGGCACUGUGUCCUGCAGUGUGCGCCAUGCAUGUAUUUCUGCUCCCCCAACUGUAACCCUAAAUGGUAUACCUGGAAAAGACCAGAUCAUGGACACACUGGUAUCUGAUGGGAUUUGGGAAAGGACAGUAGAACGAUUUUGGGAAGUGAAAGAAGAGCACCAGAGUGUGACUUGUACUGUUAGCUACUCUGGGGGUCAGAAAGCCACCAAGGAAAUUCCACUCAAUGUUGAAUGUCCAUUUCAGGAAAUCACUAUGAAUGAACCACCAGGGGAGUUAACAGAGGGCAUGGCGAAGAAUGUCACUUGCUCUGUUAUCUUUAAGUGCAGGAAAAACACACCAACUGUCAUCUGGAACUACAACAACAUGCAAAGUUCAUUAAACACCAAACAGACUCCCAACAAUACAUACACUAUAGUGUCAAAUCUGACUUUUAUUCCCUCCCUAAGUGAUGAUGGUAAACUUUUGACUUGCACUGCUCAGUUUAUUAGUGGGGAGUUCUCAACGUCUGCAACUCUUACUGUAAAACAAUAUGAGAGAGAUCCAUUUGAAAAUUACACAACAUCUGCUUUGCCUGCUGACGUCCCUUUAAGAUUUAGUGCCUUGACUCGCUCCUGUGUGGUGAUUCCCUGCAGUUUCCAGUACAAAGAGGAUGAACCGAUGACCCGUGGCAUCUGGUCCAAAAAAAGUGGAGACAUUGUAUCUCAUAAUGGCCAAAGCUAUGUAAUUGACCAUUUUAAGGGCCGAACCAAAAUGUUAGGAAAUCUAAAUGAGGGGAACUGCUCACUGGAGAUUGAUGACAUCAAGCCCUUUGACAAUGGACCCUUCUGUUUCUAUGCAGAGAAAGGACAUGAGACACAUACAUUCAACAACAGCUGUGUAUUUAUUAUUAUGAAAGCUUCUCCAGAAAAACCAGUGAUGACCCCCGUUCCAGAAGAAGUUGAUGCUGGUUCAACUAUAACUGUUUCGUGUUCUGUUACACACACAUGUUCAUCACAUCCUCCGGUGUUCUCAUGGAGUGUCUCUCACCUCACCAGUGAGGUCUCACAGAUCAUGAUGUCACGAGGCACCUGGCAGACAACUUCCACAAUCACUUUUAUUGUUACUGAAGGAGAUGGAGUCAGAAACCUCACCUGUAAUGCUAUCUUUUGGCGUAACAGGGAACAAGCCCACACAGUCAGCUUAAAUGUGAAGGGAUCACUGAUGUACAGGUUUAAAAGUUCUGCUCCAGUGGCCUUUCCAGUCUCAUUUGUAGCUCUCAUCAUAAUCACCUUAGCUGCAGUGUUUGCAGUGUUCAUCUGGAGGAAAAGGAAACACACAGAUGAAUCACUGAAACCACCACCUCGACCAGAAAAAAGGCAUUCAUUUUGGAGCCGAUUUUCAAGACGCCAAGACCGCACUGCGAACAUCAGUGUUGCCUAUACCAGCAAUGUAACCCGUGGAGCUGUGUCCAAACUACGCUGUCCAUCCCCGAAGGAUAACAGGAGACGACCACCCCCUUUCAACCCUGAGAAUCAACUGUACGGCAACCUUUGACUUCUUCAAAGACGUCCCAGAGACAUCUUAAUCUUUCAGGCUCAUGUCUCCUGUUUCAAAGGUUAUCAUCUAGCUGAACAGCCAUUAUCAACUGCAAAGACACCCGUGGUGGCUUCUGUUAUGAAUACAUGCUAAUGUAAACUGUACUGUUGAUGUCGAUGUAUGAUAUGUGGGGGAAAGUUCUUAAUGAUACUGCAGGAUCUAAUGUUUUUAUAGUUUAACUUUCAC
Messenger RNA from Pelmatolapia mariae (spotted tilapia), 2571 nucleotides. RefSeq lists its product as uncharacterized. Lineage: Eukaryota; Metazoa; Chordata; Actinopteri; Cichliformes; Cichlidae. The transcript has 15 exons. Bases 502 to 2343 code for a protein of 613 amino acids. The record is from RefSeq and is a predicted model, not a curated record.